Molecule: messenger RNA, 660 nt
Organism: Heterobasidion irregulare TC 32-1
Lineage: Eukaryota; Fungi; Basidiomycota; Agaricomycetes; Russulales; Bondarzewiaceae
Exons: 6
Coding region: 24-641 (205 amino acids)
Source: RefSeq, a predicted model, not a curated record
CCAUCAUCUAACCGCUUGCAAAGAUGGCUCUUCAACCUUCCCUUCGCCCCCUCGUCGUCGCUGGGAGAUAUGACGCCCCCCACACUCUUGACAUCUUCCUCGAUUAUGUGUGCCCAUUCAGCGCGAAGUUGUCUUUGGCCAUCGACAGUGUCUUGAAGCCACUUCUCGAUGCUGGCGGCAAGUACGAUGGCAAGGUGAAAGUCAUCAUCAGGCCUCAGGUGCAGCCUUGGCACGCUUCAUCCACAUUCACCCACGAGGCUGGUCUUGCGAUUGCUCGCGUCGCCCCAGAGAACUUCUGGCAGUUCAGCUUGUUGCUCUUUAAGCAACAGGAAGAUUACUUCGAUAUACCUACGUCCACACUGACUCCCCUUCAAAUCCGAGAGAAGCUCGCUGCUCUUGCUGCCCAAGUCAUUCCCGCAAGCAAAGUUGGAGAGUUCAACGACUUGCUCAGACUCAAAAGCUCCCCCAACGGUGGUGUGGCCGUCACAGACGAUCUGAAAUACACAAUCAAAUUCUCCCGGCAGAACGGCGUCCACGGAUCACCUACCGUGCUCUGGGAUGGUCUUGUUGCCAAUGAGAUCUCGAGCUCGUGGGGAGAGAAAGAGUGGUCGGAGUUCUUGGCGCAGAAGAUCGCCGUCUGAUGACGCAAUUGACACAAUG